This is a messenger RNA of Paramecium tetraurelia, 2232 nucleotides long. RefSeq lists its product as uncharacterized. Gene Ontology annotation, molecular function: kinesin binding. The record is from RefSeq and is a predicted model, not a curated record. Gene Ontology annotation, cellular component: ciliary basal body; ciliary base; centriole. Gene Ontology annotation, biological process: non-motile cilium assembly; intraciliary transport. The transcript has 5 exons. NCBI's taxonomy places the organism in Eukaryota, Ciliophora, Oligohymenophorea, Peniculida, Parameciidae.
AUGAAUUCAUCCUAAUAUGGAGCAUUCGGUAUGAGUGGUAAUAAUUUCAAUUAAGGAAAACCACCUGUCAAUAAUUACAAUUUCGAAAAUGUUAGAGCAUAAUAACCCGCACCUGGUGGACCAUAGCCUUCUAGAGGAAAACCUCUUGGAACAGCAGCUAGACAACCUCAAGCAGAAGCUAGACCUAUGACCUCCAAUAGAGGAGCUAAUUUUGGUUAGAAGAAGGACCCAUUCAAUUCCACCCAAAAUCAAUUAAAUUUGAAUAAACCAAAACUUGAAACUAAUCCUGAAGAAUAAUUUAAAUCAAUAGAAAAAGAAAUUAAUAAUCUCAUAGAACAGAGUGCAAUGGCUAAAUUGAGGGGAAACUUAUCUGAAUGUUUAGAAAAAGCAAAAGAAGCAUUCAAUAAGGAAAAAAAGUUAAGACAAUCUAAGGAAGCAUAAAAUUUAGCUGAAUCAAUUAAUACUGAUCUCAGCUAUUGUGCUGCCCUAACAUAAGCUUGUGCCUUACAUGCAAAUGGAUUACAUUAGGAUGCUCUAACCAAAUAUCAAGAAAUUAUAAAAUGUAAAUAAUACCCUCAAGCAGGAAGAUUAAGAGUUAAUAUGGGCAACAUCUAUUUUGAAUAAAAAAAGUAUCUUACUGCAAUAAAAAUGUAUAAGAUGGCAUUAGACUUAAUACCUGCUACUUCUAAAGAGAUGAGAUUCAAAAUAUAAAAAAAUAUAGGUCAUGCUUAAGUAAGAAUUGGCAAAGAGAAAAUUAAGGAAGCCAUCACAACGUAUGAAUAAAUUCUUAAGAAUUCUCCUGACUUCCCAACAGGCUUUAAUCUGAUGAUUUGUUUAUAUCUAAGUGGAAAUAAGAAUAAAAUGAAGGAUUACUUUGUCACAUUACUCACAAUUGAAAUACCAGGAGAGAAUGAGGAAGAGAAUAAUGAAAAUAAGGGCACAACUAUAACAGAUAAAUUAAGAGAAGAUACUAAGGAAAGAAGAAGGGAAGCCAUUUAUUAUAUAGUCACCGCAGCAAAAUUAAUUGCUCCAUUGAUUGAGGAUGAUAUCAUUAUUGGAUACGAAUGGAUUUUAGAGUAGUUAAAGAAUUCAACAUUCCCAGAAGCUGAAACUGAAAUUGAAAUUUGUAAAGCUAUGGCAUUUUUGAAAAAGAAGAACAUAGAAAAAUCUAUUGAAACUCUGAAAGGAUUCGAAAAAAAAGAUAAACAAAUUAUGGCUAGAAUAGCAACGAAUAUUUCAUUUUUGUAUUUCUUAGAAAAUGAUUACAAACAAGCUGAGAAAUAUGCAGAAAUUGCCAUCACUUAUGAUAGAUACAAUGCCAAAGCUCUAGUCAAUAGAGGUAAUUGUCUGUAUGUUAAAAAUGAAUUCUUAAGAGCCAAAGAAUAAUACUUAGAAGCGAUUGGUGUAGAGGCUGAUUGUAUUGAAGCACUCUACAAUUUAGCAUAUGUCAAUAGAAAAUUGAAUAUGUUUGUGGAAUCACUAUAAGCAUUAGAUAAACUAUAAACUAUUGUUUGCAUUCCUGAAGUUCUGUAUCAGAUGGCUACAUUAUAUGAAAUGACAGGCAAUUCGAAAUAAGCUAUGAAAUGGUAUUUGGAAGUAAUGAAUAAAGUACCUAAUGAUCCCAAUAUCUUGGCUAGACUGGGGUCGUUAUUUGCAAGAGAAGAUGACGAACCCUAAGCUUUGCAUUAUUUCUAAGAAUCUUAUAGAAUCUUACCCACUAACAUAGAAACUAUCUCAUGGUUGGGAGUGUAUUAUGUGAAAUAGGAAAUGUAUGAAAAGGCUAGUUUAUACUUUGAGAGAGCUGCUUAAGUGUAGUCAAGAGAUGUAAAAUGGAAAUUGAUGGUUGCAAGUUGUUAUCGAAGAAUGGGGCAUUUCUAAAAGGCCUUGGGAAAUUACCAAAAAAUAUACUCAGAUUAUCCUGAUAAUAUUGAAUGUCUCAGAUUUUUAGUUUAAUUAUGUCGAGAAAUGGGAUUACCAUAUGAAGAAUAUGCUGGAUAAUUGAGAAAGUUAGAGAGGGAAAUGGAAAUGAUGGAUGGAUAUCAAGGUCAAGAUAUCAAUUUAAUCAAUAAUGAAGAUGAAUAGGUUAGAUUGCCUUAAGGAGAUGACAAUCCUGUUAGUUUUACUAAUAAUACUAGACGUGGGAAUAAACAACCACCUCCUAAAACGAAUGUUAGACAAAAUAUUGAUGAUGAGUAAUUCUAGGAUGGGGUAGAAGAUAACUUUUUACCUUGA